This is a messenger RNA of Chroicocephalus ridibundus (black-headed gull), 3285 nucleotides long. Its product is annotated as urotensin-2 receptor-like. Gene Ontology annotation, molecular function: urotensin II receptor activity. The record is from RefSeq and is a predicted model, not a curated record. Gene Ontology annotation, biological process: neuropeptide signaling pathway; blood vessel diameter maintenance; regulation of blood pressure. Bases 1719 to 2867 code for a protein of 382 amino acids. Gene Ontology annotation, cellular component: plasma membrane. The transcript has 2 exons. NCBI's taxonomy places the organism in Eukaryota, Metazoa, Chordata, Aves, Charadriiformes, Laridae.
UCUGUAGCUACUGAUGAAUGUGCAUGGUACUCCUGUGUGAUGAUAAUGCAGAGGGAAAGGCAGGAUUGGCUGAGAAAAUUGCUUAGACCGUAAGAUGCUUGAACAGCUGCUUGGAAUAACAAGCUCUCUAUUGUAUGUGUGUCUGUGCAUAUGUGUGAGUGUGUGCAUUUCUGUACGAGUGCAGCAAUGACAGUCACUUUAAAAUUAUGCAAGGUUUCCCCAGUUUGCAUAAUUUUCCUCCUCUAGGAGUGAGGACUUGCCUAGCUGUGGGCUCUGUCUGGAGACAGGUGAAGCGUCCGAAUUGAAUUAGUGCUGUAGCAAUUUUAUGAAUGAAGCCAAAGGCAGGUUGGGUGGCAGAGGAGCAGAGCAGGCAGUCACGGUGUGCUGAGCAGUCCCCAGCAGGAGCUGUCACGCCAGGGAACCGCACGGACGCGCAGAGGCACAGACCUGCUACAAGUGCCCGGAACACAAAGUGAGGCAGCUGCAAGAAAACAGCACCUGGGCCAUGGAAACAUGCUCCUGAAAAUGAGCUAUCGCAAAUCCAACUGAGCUUGCUAGCUGCGUGUGUGACCAUCUCUGGGCUUAGCUGGAGCAUCCCAUGCAGAGCCAUUCAUUUCCAACCAACGUGCCAGCACUCGUGCGGCAGAGGAGCAGGCAGAGCUCCCCGAGCACCCGCAUCUCCUUCAUGUGUGACACUUUUGCUGCCAGCACAGCUCGUAUGUGAACAUCGAUAAAGCAGAAGAUGAGGGAGCAAGCUGGUGCCUGGACAGGACCGCACAGCACAGCAGGGGAGGGAGGAGGCAGAUUUGGGAUUUGGGUUUGCAAGGUCCUAGAAAUGGUCGAGGAUGCUGGUGAAGCUGCUGCAGACCAGCCCGAAGGAAUGACAUCCCAAAGGAGCACUGACCACUGCAGGACCACGCUUCAUCUCUCCCCCUCGGAUGCCUGUACCUAAGGGGCUUGGAUGGCAGAUGGGCUCUGUGUAUUUUCUCUUCUUUUUUUGCACUCCUAUCCCAGUUGUUAGGCGAGGAGAAGUCUCCCUCUGCACUGGACUGCGUUCUUUUAUGCGGAUUUUUUGCAUGACAUCUCCAUAGCACCGAUCACCCACAGCAGGUGGUAAUGGGAGGAAGAGAAGAUGAGGGCAAGUCACGAAGAGGAUGAACACUGUCCACCCUCUAGUGCUAUAGAGGUCGCUGCCAGGGUCUUUGACACAAGGGCAGUGGGAGGAGGGCCUGGGGCUGUAAUCCUGAUGCCAAGGAGUAAGUGGGAGGAAAAGGGCAAAGGAGUCACAGCUGGUGUGGAGGUAAAGGGACGCCGAACUCACUGGGAAAACCUGCAAAACUUAGCAAAUUCCCAGGAUAAAACAACCUGCCCAGUGGAACGAGGCAGAGGGAAGUCUCUGCCUGCUGAGCCCAGCACCCCCUCUCACAACGUUUUCCAAACAAAGAGACAGUUUGAGCUCCACAAAAUACACAGCGUGAACGCACUUCUGUGUGCACUGACCUUUCAGUUGGCACAGGCUUUUGGUAUGCCUUAACAUUUGGAAAUUUUAUCUGCCUCUUCAGUGUUUCUCUCAGUGGAGAAUGCAGAUCUUCCUUGGAUGAGACCCCGCUAAGAAAUGGUUCACCAUCUCCCAGCAGAGGCAUUUCUCAGAGCAGAAAGAACAGAUCUUCAGACCCCUGUGGCAUGAACAAAGCCUCUGGCGUUAAAAGGCCAGGAGGAUGUCCCUAACCGACGAACUGGAGAGCCAUUUUUCUGCAACCCCCUACAUGGUGACAGACACAAGUGAGGGCAGCCUGUUCAGAAUCAGACCCAACGCCUCCAUCAAUGCCACCGGAGACGGCAUGCCAGCCUCCAGUUCCAUGGAGGACAUGAUCGCCAUCUGCACCAUCGGGACGAUCCUCUCCCUCAUGUGCGUGAUCGGGGUGACAGGCAACGUCUACACCUUGCUGGUGAUGUGCCAUUAUUUGCGGUCAUCUGCCUCCAUGUAUAUUUACAUCAUCAACCUUGCCCUGGCAGACCUGCUCUACCUUCUAACCAUCCCCUUCAUUGUUGGGACCUACUUCAUUCAGAAAUGGUACUUUGGGGACAUUGGCUGCCGCAUCCUGUUCAGUCUGGACUUCCUCACCAUGCACGCCAGCAUCUUCACCCUCACAGUCAUGAGCACGGAGCGCUACUUUGCUGUGCUGAAGCCCCUGGACACAGUGAAGAGGUCCAAGAGUUACCGAAAGGCCAUUGCUGUUGUCAUCUGGCUGGUAUCGCUGCUGCUCACUCUUCCCAUGCUCAUCAUGAUCCAGCUGGUGCAAAGGGACAACAAAAGCAUCUGCCUGCCCACUUGGAGCAAGCUGUCCUACAAAGUCUAUCUCACCAUCCUCUUCGGUACCAGCAUUGUGGGCCCGGGGGUAAUCAUUGGCUACCUUUACAUCCGAUUAGCUAAGAUUUACUGGGUGUCGCAAACAGCAUCCUUCAAGCAGACCAAGCGGCUGCCGAAUCAAAAGGUGCUCUAUUUAAUCUUCACAAUAGUGCUGGUGUUCUGGGCUUGCUUCUUGCCUUUCUGGAUAUGGCAGCUCCUCUUCCAGUAUUAUGAAUCCUUCCCUUUAUCUCCCAAGGUGAUGAAGAACAUUAAUUAUCUGACAACCUGUCUGACCUAUAGCAACAGCUGUAUCAACCCUUUCCUCUACACCCUGCUCACCAAAAACUACCGGGAGUACCUGAAGAACAGACAGCGGUCCCUUAGCAGCAGCAGUGGGUACUUCCAAAGGAGGAAUCGGUUUCAGAGGAUUUCAGGGCGAUCCCUGUCCACGAGCAGUCAGCACUGCACAGAGACAUACGUUCUUGCUCACGCUCCUUUGGGAAACAGCAGUGCCUGAAGGUAAAAUACAUCUCCGAGAGCAAUCAAUAUUGACUUCAAUGUUGCUUUGAUUUAAAGUGUACCUUGUAAAGGCAAAGCCUUAGCAGAUCCAUAACGUGCACACAUUUAGUCCAGAGGCUGUGCCAUAUGUCCGUUCUUAUUUUCUUAUGUGCCACUGAUUUGAUGCUAGCAACAUUCGGCUGCACAUCUACCUAAAUAGCCUUUUGCUUUUUAUCUUUCUAUUUUAUAGUGUAUGUCUCCUCAAGUAGCCAUCAAUAACGACAGCCUAUAAAUAGGGCCAUGGUUUUUAAUCUUAUCAGCUGUCUCACAGAGUUUAAAAUUAUGUUAUCCCGUGAAUGGCUGUAGUUUGCUCUUUCUUUUCUUUAGCAGUAAUGCUAAAAUUGUAGUUGUAUAAGGACUGAAAACAGUGAAAUAAA